Molecule: messenger RNA, 1237 nt
Organism: [Torrubiella] hemipterigena
Lineage: Eukaryota; Fungi; Ascomycota; Sordariomycetes; Hypocreales; Clavicipitaceae
Source: the annotation of a GenBank genome assembly
GCACCGGCAACCCGCUCGCAACACGGCGCACCGCAUCGCAUCGGGAUAAAUACAGACAAAAUGGCGCGAAACUCGGAAAAGGCGCAGUCGAUGCUGUUUCGCUUCCGCGAGGCACAGGCGGCAGAUCUCGGCAUCAUCGACACAGGGCGCACACGCCGCCCAAAGCGCAUCACCGAAGUCGAAACAAUCCCGGUUUGCGAGAAAUGGCGCGGCCAAGUGCUCAAGGAGAUCUCUCGCAAGGUGUCCCGUAUCCAAGAACCCGUUCUUAGCGACUUUCAGAUCCGCGAUCUCAACGACGAAAUCAACAAGCUGAUGCGUGAAAAGCACAUGUGGGAAGUACAAAUACGAAACCUUGGCGGACCAAACUACAUGCGAGGAGGCGGGAAAGUGUACGACGAGCAGGGCAAAGAGAUACCCGGCGGCGGCAAGGGAUACCGAUACUUUGGACGAGCCAAGGAGCUGCCUGGCGUGAAGGAGCUCUUUGAAGCGGCCAAGACGCAAGGCAAAGACGACAAGCCGCUAGAUAAAAGCAAAGAUUUACGAAAAGCAGUGGAUGCGGCAUACUAUGGAUACGCACCGGACGAGGAGGACGACGAGCUGCUCGCGUACGAGGCACAGAAGGAGAGGUUGGCUGUGCAGAACUUGAUCAAGAAUGGGCCACAGGAUGUUCCUGAUGGAUGGGAGUCUCUACCGGGUGAUGGAGGCGAUGGCCAAGAUAUGACGCUGCCGACGCUGCAAGAGGUCCAGGACGAGCUGGUGGAACGCAGGCGGCGAAAGCUGCUAGACUCGCUCUAAGAAGGGGACUAUCUUUUUCGACUGUAUUUUUUUUUAUCAACUGGCGUUUUGGUUACAGGGAAAGCAUACUCUAGGUAGUAGACGGCGUAAAUUGAUCGAUCUGAUUCCAACAAAGAGGGCAAAGUGUGUUUCGCAUUGCGGUCGGUGCUCUUUGGCAUACCAUCGCGGGCAAUUUAAUUAUGGUGGUAUCGCGCCGGGGCUAAAGGAUGAUGUCGCGGCAGCAGUACUGGGAAGACGCAUGCCGCGUUGAUUGAAACGAAGGAGGCGAGGUUUACCCACGGCGAAGAAAUCCGCCCCCCCCGCACUAAUUACAGUAGAACCUCCCUUGUUUAUAGUGUUUGUGCUAUUUGACAGGCGUUAAUUGCAGUCUGGCUCACCUGAGGUUGCGACUCGCCUCUCGGCCGGAUGGCUGCGCCGGGGGUCAAGGUGGGAUGGGAUGCGC